AUGGCGAGCAGCUUCUACGAUGAAGGUAUAGAAUCAUCGCCGUCAUCGUUACUUCGAUUAUCGCUACAGGUAGUUGCGAAAACAAUGUUUGAAUAUCACUGGUUUCCAUCUAUUGAUAGUCCCCUGCCAUCAGAAAUUUCCGAUUCGUUGAUGGCUACGCUUCGUUUCAACAAUUGGCUUAAUGGUAAAACAAUGGCACUAUUUGAUAAGCGUUUUCGUCUAACUGAGGUACAUUUAUCAUAUUCCUUGUUGAUGGUAAUGCCAAUUGAAAUGUUACGAAUGCAUCCAAUAAAACGUCUUACCAUUCGUGACACUUCAGUUACCGAUUCUGUUCGUGAUUUGCAUGGUAUUUUACAGUUACUUGGACCCCAUGCAUUAACGUCGCUGGAAUACAUUGACAUGUCCGGUGUAACGCCAGUAACAUGUAUAGCUUGUUUAGCUGAUUUGAAAUAUUUAACAACUUUAAUUGUUUCUGAAACACCGGCGUUUGGUGAUGCUGAAUUAAAAUUGGUGUGCAAAGAGAUGCGUUAUAUGAGAGUUCUUGAUUUAUCGCAAACAAUCAUUACAGCAAUUGCCCCAUUAAGUAAUUUGAAAGACACUUUGGAAGUACUUGUAAUGCAUCGACUUAGGUUUUCUCGUGCUAUAACAAUAAAUGGUGCUGCGGAUACAUUACGACUUCUUACUAAGUUAAAAUUUCUAGAUAUAUCCGAUAAAAAAGUUGAUGUAUUACCAAACAGCAUUGGUGAACCGCUUGAAGUUGAUAUAGGGACAUUGGUAGUCCGUGAUAUCGUAGCAUCAGGCAUACCAUGGUGGCCAAGUCUUCGCUUCUUGGACGUUGCUGGGAAUGCAUUAAAUUUUCAUAGUCUUGUAACUGCUAUUGAUUAUAUUACAAAGUUCAUCUCUCUACAUCCCCAUUUGGUCUACGUAUCCAUUUUGGACACUUCUUUAAAUCGACAUCCUUAUCACUAUCCGUAUGAAAGGGAUAAACCAUUGCAAAUAGCUAAUGCUGGCACACGUGCUCAAUGUCUUCUUUCAUUGCAACGAUAUUGGCGUCCAGAUCGAGAAGCUUUUGCAUCGCAUGCAUUACAAGCCGUAUAUUAUCUUCUACAAACCUCUUAUGAUGAAUUUCAGCCUGCUGAUUUGCGUCUUACUGUCCGGGGUGUUGUAUUGUCGAUGCUUAAUCACAAAAAAAACAUUGCAAUACAGAUGGCAGGGAGUGCCUGCCUUUAUCACCUCUGCAAAUCAAAAAGAAUUAAUCAACUUACCGCACAAGAGACGCGAUGCUGUGUUGAUCGAUGCUUAGAUGCAGCAGAAAAUCAUCCUCGGAUGGUCCAGCUGCAAAAGAAUGUAUGGCUUACGGUAUGUAGCGAUCACUUAUUACAAUCACUAAAUUUUGAUAUAUUCCGUACGUGUGAAAUAGCCUUAGAAUCAAUGGUAAACACGCGAGAUCCCUCAGUUUCAAGAAUGACGAUCGCAGUUGUAUCAAUUUUGGCUCCCAAAUUGCCUACCGAACAAAGUCAUCUUUUAGCCACAAAUAAACGAUAUGUUGCGCACUUGAUUGAAAUGAUCAAUGAAAAUCUAGACAAUCCCGACAAUGGACACGAUAAUUUCAAUAAUUUCACAGUAAAAUUUACUCUAUCUGCUCUCUGGAAUUUGACAGAUGAAUCACCGGUUACAUGUCGACUAUUUGUGCAGCUUGGUGGAAUUGCAGCAGCAUUUGGCAUUUUGGAACAAUAUCAAAAUAAUACAAAUAUACAAACCAAGGUUCUUGGCCUUUUGAAUAACAUUGCCGAAGUACGAGGUCUGAAGAAGCGAAUAGUACAUCAUCGAUAUAUUCGGACAGUUCUAGAGUUGCUGGAAAGUGAUCUGAUACCUGAUAGUUACGCUGCGGCUGUUGGUAAUGCAAGACAUAUCGAUGUUUCGUAUUUCGCUGCUGGAAUAUUGGCAAAUCUGUUGGACUGUGGCCCAUGGACAUUUGAACCGACAUCGGAUCACUGUAAUCAAUCCUUGAUAAUGGCAGUAAAAAGAUGGCCCAAAGCAUUGCUAACUAUGGUUGCCUAUCGGUCAUUUGUACCAUUCUUUGUUUUACUGAAACAGGAUGGUAUAACCGGAGCGCAAAUGUGGGCUGCAUGGGCAAUCCAACAUGUGUGUAUCAGUGACAGACAAAAUAACUAUAUAAAGUUACUCCUUUCGCAAGGAGGACGAGAAGAAUUUUUGCGUUUAGUCAAUUCAAGAUUUGCUCAUCCAGAUGCUGUACAGCUUGCUCAUUCUGUGCUCACUUUAAUCAAACAUUUCACUUAUGACCCAUCAAAACUCAAAAAUUAA
Molecule: messenger RNA, 2325 nt
Organism: Brugia malayi
Lineage: Eukaryota; Metazoa; Nematoda; Chromadorea; Rhabditida; Onchocercidae
Gene: Bma-zyg-11
Product: Leucine Rich Repeat family protein
Exons: 15
Coding region: 1-2325 (774 amino acids)
Cellular component (GO): Cul2-RING ubiquitin ligase complex
Source: RefSeq, a predicted model, not a curated record